Molecule: messenger RNA, 660 nt
Organism: Botrytis porri
Lineage: Eukaryota; Fungi; Ascomycota; Leotiomycetes; Helotiales; Sclerotiniaceae
Exons: 1
Coding region: 1-660 (219 amino acids)
Source: RefSeq, a predicted model, not a curated record
AUGUCAGAUAUCGAACGCCUCAAUGAGGCCCUACGACGCUUGGAUGAUCUACGAAGACGCAACCGACCCAAUCACCGGCGAAUUCACUAUUUAAGACACACUCCUGAAGCGCGCGACGUUAACAUUUCCUCGCGUGCAACCGCCGCUCCUGGAGCUAGAAGAUUUUCUUUCACUAGCGCCAAUGAAACGAAAUGGAUUCGCGAAUGUCGAAUAGUGCGUGAGGUUGUGUAUGCUGGGACACAAACGCUACUCCGCAAAGAACUAUCGGCAUUACAGCGAAACCAGGCUGAGACGCUGGAACCAGGGGCCGCCACAAAUGAUGAGGCUACACUAUUCACCGGAAACUCUCCUCAGCAUCGAGAAAGUUUCGGUUCUGAUACUUCCCAGGAUACUCAUAUCAACAGUUUAGACUGGUAUUUUCGCAAAGCUUUCGUCGAUGCGUUGCUUCGUCCCACUCAGAAACUUUUGAAGGAAAUCGACCCGUGCUUUUGCAGCGACCCAUACGCAAUUGAAACUGCCAAUGGGGAAUGCCAUGAAGCUGUCAAAAUGCCAAGGUGCUCGCAUAUCUUUGGACGCUCUUGUAUUGCCGUGUGGCUUCAGAAGAAAGAUACUUGUCCGAUGUGUAGGCAGAAGGUUGUGAUACUACCUUUGGAAGGAUGA